Messenger RNA from Frieseomelitta varia, 1374 nucleotides. Its product is annotated as ADP-ribose pyrophosphatase, mitochondrial. The transcript is spliced from 3 exons. NCBI's taxonomy places the organism in Eukaryota, Metazoa, Arthropoda, Insecta, Hymenoptera, Apidae. Gene Ontology annotation, molecular function: ADP-ribose diphosphatase activity. The record is from RefSeq and is a predicted model, not a curated record. Bases 273 to 1112 code for a protein of 279 amino acids.
AUGCGGCGUUAGUGUUUCUGAUUGCCGUAAAGCAAUCAAAUUUUCAUUUGCGAGAAAAACUAUUUAAAAAGAUUAAUUCGUGAAUUUUUAUGAUUCAACUCUUCUAAUUAGAUCUUUAACUCUUUUUUUAUGUUCCAUUUAAAGCGUCAAAUGCUUACAAAAAUUUAUAAAUUCUAUUCAAUACAUCGAAGCACUCGCUCUAAUAAUACUUAAUUUCUCAUUAAUUUACAUUAAAAAUGUGAAUCAAAAUUGUUUUUAAAUAUAGUUAGAAAAUGAUUCAUUACAAAUGCAGACAAGGUUUUUAUCCAUCAAGCAAUGUAAAACGUUUCGAAGUACCUGAAAAUAAAGUAGCAUGGUACAUUGAAUAUUCAGAAUAUAAACCAAUUGAAUAUACCGCCCCGAAUAUUAAAAGAAAACCAUGGGCCGAUCCAGAGAUCGGUGAAAUUUCAUUUAAACCAAAUUGGAACACUAUUGAUGGAAACGUGAAUCGUAAGAGUUUCACAAGUGACUAUGUUAUAAAUAAGAAUGGUUAUCCUUUAAACCCCAUUGGUCGAACUGGUAUCAUUGGACGUGGACUUUUAGGACGAUGGGGACCAAAUCAUGCAGCAGAUCCAAUUGUAACUCGUUGGAAACAAGAUAUUACAAGUGUUGCAGAAGUAAAUAAAGAUACAAAAAAGCCAAUUUUACAAUUUGUUGCUAUACAAAGGCAAGAUUCUGGAGAAUGGGCUAUUCCUGGUGGAAUGGUUGAUCCAGGUGAAACAAUUUCAGCAACUUUAAAAAGAGAAUUCAUGGAAGAAGCUAUGAAUUCUCUGAAAAAAAAUAAAACUGAAAGAGAAAAAUUGGAAAAAUCUAUGAGGAAAUUUUUUGAACGAGGAGAAGAAAUUUACAAAGGAUAUGUAGACGAUCCUCGAAACACAGACAAUGCUUGGAUGGAAACUGUAGCUUUAAAUUUUCAUGAUCAGAAUAACAGUGUUGUUGGAAAUAUAAAGUUAGUAGCUGGUGAUGAUGCACGCAAUGUAAAAUGGAUGGAUAUUGAUAGAAAUCUAAAUUUAUAUGCUAAUCAUAGUGAGUUUAUUAAAAAAACAACAGUAAAACUUGAUGCACAUUGGUGAGGAUUCUAAAAAUCUAAAUGAAUAAAACAUGUGUUUUCAUUUUUUUAUUGAACAUUUCAAAAAUUAAACACAUUUGUAUACAUAUAGAAAAACAUGAAUUUGUACACAUCACUUUAUACAAUAAGAAUGAAAUUAUAUAUUACAAAAUGAAAAUAAUGGUAAUUAUCACAAGCUUAUAUUUGUUAUGUCAAUUAUGUCUGUGUAUCCCAUAAGGUUGAAUUAAUUGAUAAUGUAUUCUAAAUACAAUGCAUGUAUAAUGAUA